Fomitiporia mediterranea MF3/22 is the source of this 1184-nucleotide messenger RNA. RefSeq names its product thymidylate synthase. Gene Ontology annotation, biological process: dTMP biosynthetic process. The transcript has 2 exons. The record is from RefSeq and is a predicted model, not a curated record. Gene Ontology annotation, cellular component: mitochondrion; cytosol. Bases 31 to 1050 code for a protein of 339 amino acids. Gene Ontology annotation, molecular function: thymidylate synthase activity. Lineage: Eukaryota; Fungi; Basidiomycota; Agaricomycetes; Hymenochaetales; Hymenochaetaceae.
CGCGUCGCGCUCAUCUCGCUGUCAUAUACGAUGGUUAGAGCACCAGACUCACCGCAGUCGCAAAUUGAUGCUGCAGACACGUCUUCGACGACUAAGAAUGGCUCAGUUACCGUGAACUCCACUCCCACUGCACCCUCUAACAACAUCGCCCCUCACGAGGAAUACCAAUACAUUAACCUCAUUCGCGACGUUCUCGCCUUAGGGGAAGUACGUGCCGACCGUACAGGAACUGGGACUUUGUCGGUCUUCGCACCUCAAAACCUCCGCUUCUCCCUCGCAGACAACACCUUGCCCCUGCUCACUACAAAGCGCGUCUUUUUACGCGGUAUUGUCGAGGAGCUGAUCUGGUUUAUCCGCGGCCAAACCGAUAGCACACUGCUGUCCAAACGAGGUGUCAAAAUUUGGGAUGGGAACGGUUCAAAGGAGUUCCUCGAAAAGCGCGGAUUGACAGAACGUAGAGAAGGUGACUUAGGUCCAGUAUACGGCUUCCAAUGGCGACACUUUGGUGCGAAGUAUGUCGACUGCGACACAGAUUACUCUGGUCAGGGUGUGGAUCAGAUACGAGAAGUUAUAGGGAAGAUAAGGGAAGAUCCUACAGACCGGCGGAUUAUCCUGAGCGCGUGGAACCCAGCUGAUAUUCCUCUAAUGGCAUUACCGCCUUGCCAUCUUCUAUGCCAGUUUUACGUAUCUCUUCCCCCUCCUGAUGCGCCGGAAGGAACUCGCCCCAAGCUCUCUUGUCUCAUGUAUCAGCGAUCCGCAGACCUGGGGCUUGGCGUACCAUUUAACAUUGCAUCAUAUGCAAUCCUCACACACAUCAUUGCCCACCUUACCGAUACUGACGCACACACGCUGACAAUCCAACUCGGCGAUGCACACGUGUAUCGUGACCAUGUCGACGCACUGAAAGUACAGCUUGAGCGCGAACCCAGGGCCUUCCCGAAAAUCCGCUGGAGACGGCACGUUUCGGACUUGGAUGAAUUCGAGCCAGAGGAUGUAAUUGUUGAUGGAUACACGCCGCAUCCGCCCGUGGCAAUGAAGAUGAGCGUCUGAACCCGCCUUGGGACCCUAGUCUGUUUGUAAGGCGCGACUCAUGCUGUGACACCACCUAUGUAUUUCCCGAGGACGAUAGAGAUUCUUGUAUUUUACAGGUGUCUGAUAUGCUGCUGAUAAGUGCGACUUUCCAC